CAUCGCGCUGCAGCGCACCGGAAGGCUGUGAGUGUAACACAGAGUUCCACAGCAGACAGCUUUGCGGGGCCCAUGUGGCUCUGGCAGACCCGAGCAAAACAGCGGCUUAAAAAUCCCCGAAUCAAGCCGAUCUUUCACGCUAAUGCGAGCUCUUUAGGUCAUCCGUGUGUGUGAACUAGUGAAGAUGCUGAAGGAGGCGUUAGACGGGCAGCUUACAGCGCUUUAUAACGCGGUCGCCGCCUCAGAGCAGGUUCAGGUUGAGCCGUUGGGUCGCUGGUUCGAGGCGUUUCUGAAGCGCAGGACUAGAAAUGUGUCGGCCUCGUUUCAAGAGCUGGAGGAAGAGGAGCAGCUGUCUGAGGAAGAGGAGGAUGAGGAGCUGCAGCUGGAGGAGUAUCCCAUGCUAAAGACACUGGACCCCAAAGACUGGAAGGUCAGAAGACACUUCAAAAUAGUAAAGAGUAGCCUAUUUUGUAGUAACAUGCUGCUGUUCUCCACAGAUAAAGCCAUGGUCCUCAAACAUCACCCGGACAAGCGGAAAGCAGCAGGAGAGCAGAUUGUGGAGGGAGAUAAUGAUUAUUUCACUUGCAUAACAAAAGCGAUGGAGAUGCUGUCGGAUCCCGUGAAGCGGAGAGCGUUUGACAGCGUGGAUCCCACGUUUGACAACAUGGUUCCUUCAAAAGCAGAAGGCAAAGAAAACUUCUUCGAGGUGUUUGCGCCGGUGUUUGAGAGGAACAGCAGAUGGUCUGUUCAAAAACACUUCCCGAGUCUGGGAGCCCAGGACGCGUCUUUUGAAGAGGUGGAUCAUUUCUAUUCCUUUUGGUACAACUUUGACUCUUGGAGAGAAUUUUCAUAUUUAGAUGAAGAGGAAAAGGAAAAAGCUGAAUGUCGAGAUGAGAGGAGGUGGAUUGAGAAACAGAACCGAGCCUCUCGAGCUCAGAGGAAGAAGGAAGAGAUGAACAGAAUACGGACACUCGUUGACACGGCCUACAACUGCGACCCGCGAAUAAAGAGAUUCAAAGAGGAGGAGAAAGCCAGGAAAGAGUCGGAGAAGAAGGCCAAAGCCGAGGCGAAGAAACGAGAGCAGGAGGAGAAGGAGCGGGCACGUCAGGCGGAGGAGGAGGUGGCGCGGAUGCGGAGGGAGAAGGAGGAGGAGGCGGCGCGACAGGUGGCACAGCAGGCCAAGAAAGAGAAAGAAGCCCAGAAGAAAGCCAUCAAGAAAGAGCGGCAGAAGCUCAGGACGACCUGCAAGACUCACAGCUACUUCACAGACAAUGAAGCGGAUGGCGUCAGGAUGAUGGAGGAGGUGGAGAAACUCUGCGACCGCUUGGAGCUGACCAGUUUGCAGACGCUGAAUGAAGCUUUGGCCUCUGGGAGUAAAGAGCAGAGUAAAGCAGCUCUGGAGAAACAGGUGCAGGAGGUGAACGUUCAGAUGCAGAAGGAGAAGGAGGUGGAGAUGCAGGCGCAGCAGGCGGUGCGCGGGGCCGAGCACACCAGCGCAGGAGGAGGAGGAGGACUCAAUAACAGAGGCUGGAACGAGGAAGACCUGCAGCUGCUCAUCAAAGCUGUCAACCUGUUUCCCGCCGGAACCAACGCCAGGUGGGAGGUGAUCGCCAGCUACAUGAACCAGCACUCCAGCAGCGGCGUGAAGAGAACCGCCAAAGACGUCAUUAAUAAAGCAAAAACACUGCAGAAGCUGGAUCCUCACCAGAAAGACGAGAUUAACCGAAAGGCCUUUGAGAAGUUUAAGAAGGAGCAUUCGGCUGUUCCUCCGACCGCAGACAACGCUGUGCCAUCAGAGAGGUUUGAUGCUGUUAGCGCCGAGUCCAACUCCUCCCCCUGGACCACAGAGGAGCAGAAGCUUCUGGAGCAGGCGCUGAAGACGUACCCGGUGAACACGCCGGAGCGCUGGGAGAAGAUCUCUGACGCUGUGCCCGGACGCUCCAAGAAAGACUGCAUGAAGAGAUACAAGGAGCUGGUGGAGAUGAUAAAGGCUAAGAAAGCCGCCCAGGAGCAGGUCACCGCUAAAAACAAGAAAUGACAAACAUGCUGCAGGGAAAGAAAACACACACACACAACAUGGUCUU
Molecule: messenger RNA, 2084 nt
Organism: Sinocyclocheilus anshuiensis
Lineage: Eukaryota; Metazoa; Chordata; Actinopteri; Cypriniformes; Cyprinidae
Product: dnaJ homolog subfamily C member 2-like
Exons: 16
Coding region: 185-2038 (617 amino acids)
Biological process (GO): 'de novo' cotranslational protein folding; regulation of translational fidelity
Cellular component (GO): cytosol
Molecular function (GO): ribosome binding; Hsp70 protein binding
Source: RefSeq, a predicted model, not a curated record